This is a messenger RNA of Passer montanus (Eurasian tree sparrow), 1092 nucleotides long. RefSeq names its product chromosome unknown C6orf58 homolog (gene CUNH6orf58). Bases 1 to 1092 code for a protein of 363 amino acids. The record is from RefSeq and is a predicted model, not a curated record. The transcript has 6 exons. Lineage: Eukaryota; Metazoa; Chordata; Aves; Passeriformes; Passeridae.
AUGUGGCCCUGCUUUGGCUUACACACUCUUCUUGUAGUGACUGUUGCCCUGAGUCCUGUGACUGUUGUGGCACAGAGUGAAAACGAUGUCACUGGAGAUGUCUAUCCCCCUCUGUGGGACCUGGCCCCUGAAAACCUGCUGGAUUUCCCAGUAAAGGACAACAAAAUUGUCAUCAGCGCUUGGAACUAUCAAGAUCGACUGGGAGUGUAUAAGAGCUUGCUGAAUGCUUCAGCCAAAUAUUUUGAUGCAUUUGGACCCAAAAACAGUGGCAAUAUUCUCUGGGGAUUACCACUGCAGCAUGGGUGGCAAUUUCGUACAGGUAGGUUAGCAGACCCUUCUGGUGUGACUUCCUGUGGCUAUGAAAAUGGAGAGAUCCUGUGCCAAUCUGUAAGAAGCUGGUGGUCCUGUAUGAAUUACUAUCUGUCCAUUAUACCCUUUCUGGGGGCAGUGGAGGCUGGUCUCUUUGGGCAGCUGCCAUAUGAGAUAGAAAUAUUGCCACCAGAGGAGCAAAAAGAUGAUUUCUGUUACAGUGUUAAGGACUGCUGGUCUCGCAUGCCCAAGCUCAUGGAUGACUGGAAGGCCUUUUUUGAAUAUCUGUUAUCUACAGAACACAAGGUUCUGAGGUCUGCCAGCCUCUCCUCCUUCAAACUGGACGAUGCCCUUGGCCUCAUGUGGAAGGCUCACACCUCCUCCAUUGCUUAUGCACUCCCCAAAUUCCAGGACAGCUUAAAAUAUCUCUCUGAUCCAGAAGCAAAUUUUGGUGAAGACUGGGCUAAUGCUGUAGAUUUCAUUGCCGCCACACACUUCAGUACAGACUUAGUGACCACAAACGAGUUCCAGGCUUUCCUGCCCCAGAGGAUGCUUGUUAAAGGGGAUGUUCUCCCAUCCAUUAGUGACUUCAGUCCAGAGCAAAAUAAGGUCCUGGUAUCACUGAGAGCUCUUCACAAAGUAAAUAAAAUGACAGGAGGAGUGCUGCUGAAGCUCUGGCAAAAGGCUAUGUCCACCGAAGCAGGAAGACAAAAGGGCCGAGAGCUGAUUGAAAGCUUGUCUGGGAGCCAGAAGUUCGAACUCCUUGACCUAAUAGGGUUUUAG